Molecule: messenger RNA, 4266 nt
Organism: Prionailurus viverrinus (fishing cat)
Lineage: Eukaryota; Metazoa; Chordata; Mammalia; Carnivora; Felidae
Gene: SCAMP4
Product: secretory carrier membrane protein 4
Exons: 7
Coding region: 440-1132 (230 amino acids)
Biological process (GO): protein transport
Cellular component (GO): recycling endosome membrane; trans-Golgi network membrane
Source: RefSeq, a predicted model, not a curated record
UCUGUUGACAGAGGCAUGGGGCCGUGGUGGCCGAGGGUACUUGGGUCGGAGUGACCGCUUCCUCCAGGGUGUGGGGUUUGUACACGGGAAGGGGAGCUUCUGAGCCCAGUGGGGCAAGAGCGUGGCCCUGGGAGUGGGGCCUCUGCCUGUGUGCUUCGUCUGGAAGGGCGUGGCCGGCCAGCGUGUGUUUACGCUAGGGUGUAGCCUGCCGGCCUGACUCACCCCACCGAAAGGCUCCUCCCGUCAGCCCGUCUCCUGACCUUCACAGAUGGCCAGAGGGGGUGAGCCGGGGGUCUGCCGCAGAGCAGGUAGUGCUAGGCGCGACAUGCGUCCCUUCAGCAGCCGUGCGUGUUUGGAUCACCAGGCCAGCUUCGCUCUGAGCCCGCCGUGGAGCCCGGGGUGGCUGUAGGCUUCGGCCCCGCCAGUUGUCACAGCGGAAAUGUCUGAAAAGGAGAAUAAUUUCCCGCCGCUGCCCAAGUUCAUCCCUCUGAAGCCCUGCUUCUACCAGAACUUCUCCGACGAGAUACCCAUCGAGCACCAGCUCCUGGUGAAGAAGAUAUACCAGCUGUGGCUGUUCUACUGUGCCACCUUGGGGGUCAACCUCGUCGCCUGCCUGGCCUGGUGGAUCGGUGGCGGCUCGGGAGCCAACUUCGGCCUGGCCCUGGUCUGGCUACUGCUCUUCUCCCCCUGCGGCUACGUGUGCUGGUUCCGGCCUGCGUACAAGGCCUUUCGGGCCGACAGCUCCUUCAACUUCAUGGCGUUCUUCUUCAUCUUCGGAGCCCAGUUCGUCCUGACCGUUAUCCAGGCGAUCGGCCUCUCAGGAUGGGGCGCGUGUGGUUGGCUGGCGGCAGUCGGGUUCUUCCAGACCAAUGUCGGGGCCGCCGUGGUCAUGCUGCUUCCGGCCAUCAUGUUCUCCAUGUCAGCUGCCAUGAUGGCCAUCGCGAUCAUAAAGGUGCACAGGAUCUACCGGGGGGCCGGUGGAAGUUUCCAGAAGGCACAGACAGAGUGGAAUGCGGGCACCUGGCGGAACCCACCGUCUCGGGAGGCUCAGUACAACAACUUCUCGGGGAAUAGUCUGCCCGAGUACCCCACCGUGCCCAGCUACCCGGCUGCUGGCAGCCAGUGGCCUUAGAGGGGCCGACCAGCCCUGCUGCCCGCCCCCGCCGCCCACCUCCCCCGCCCCCGGCCAGAGCAUGGGGCCCACUCGUGUUCAUCUCACCUUCAGGCGUGGAGGUCCAGCCUCUGCUGCCCAGCAGGAGGACGCCUCCCUGGCUGCGAGUCCUGUCUGGUUACCGAAACGCCCACGCCCCCUCCUGUCGAGGUCUCAGAGGGCCGACCACAGGCCUCCCCACGGACAAGGCAGCAGCAGGCCGCCCACCCGCCCUUCCUGCAGAGCUGACGGCCCCGUGUCCGCCCGCUCGCCCUCUGCCUUCUCACCUCGUUCCUGACGGGCUUGCCGUGUGGCCGAGUCGCCCAUGUCCUCGUCCUUCUAAGUCUCUGUUCACCUGCAGCCAGAGGGCUUUUGUGGACCAGCCUCCGGGGUCGUCCAGAGGCUCGUUAGCUGGGCUUCCCUGUCUGCCUGCCCCAUGCGCUCCGUGCUGGGGCCAUUGGCCAGCCUGGCUCCAGCCUUCCUGCCCACAGUGGCUCUCCUCCUGGGGACUUGCAGCAGACCUCUGUCGAGACCUGAAACCGGGGGCAGAAUCCUUCUGGGGGAGGAUGGGGGGCCGUUGGCCUCUCCCCUCCGUGUACAAGCCGAGGAAAGCAGCAGCGCCUGGCAGAGGGCGGGUGGCCCGCACGCUCACCGCCUGCCCCCGGCUGCUCGGAGCCUGUGGCCUCACAGCCCUGUGCUCGAGCUGCAGGAAGCGGGGGAUGGAGUUUCUCAGGAGAACGGCUUUUCGGAAGGAAAGAAGACAGGACAAACCUGUGCCUUAGUGAGGAACCGGAACAAGACUCCACUUUUCUCCCCUCCGAUUGUUCUAGCUCCUUCUGAGACGGAGCAGCCGAAUGAAUGUCCCAUGGGGAUCUCCGCAGCACCCUUGUGAACAGAUGGUCCAAAGGAGUAGUGGCCUCUUCGCCCUUGCUGGCCAGGCUUCCCGGGCGCCCCGAGUGCUGCCCCUCUCCUCCCAGCUGGCUGCCUCGGGGUAGGAUGGGGACCCUCUCCGUCCCACACUGCCGCACCGGGUCGCCGGCCUCUCCAGAAGCCCUAGGACGGCCAGCCUUGUUCUCCACACACGCUUGCUUGCUUGCUUUGGCUACUCGUGCCGAACACCACGUGGUGUCCAAAGGUGGCCGCGGUCCCUGAGAAAGCGCCCGGGUCGGGGUGCCCGAAGGUCAAGGCCUCCUGCGUGGAAAACCCAAGCCUUGGGUCUCCCGGGGAUCCCUUGACUAAGUCCCCAAUUCAGCCUCCGUGAGAGGCACGCAUUGCACUAACCGUGGGGCCGAGUCCCUCCCGAUGGCCGGCUCGCCAGGCGGUAGCCCGUCCUGGAGGACCGUGCGUGCAAACGUGCGGAUUCGCCCCUGCACAGCCCGUGCCCCUGCGGCGCUGGGCACCUUUGUCACGUCACGGCGGGUUUUGUUACGGGGGAGGAUCCUGGGAGUAAAUACUGUAGUCCUGCCUGCACGGCAGAGCCUCUGCGGGGCCGUUUGUGGCUGGCGCGGCGUUGCCCUACCCGGCGCACGGCCCCGGUGGCCUGUCGCCCCUGCGCCCUGCCCCGCACAGGCACCCCCUCAGCCCUGCCCAUCGACCUCCACGGUGUGCUUCCCUCCUGUCCUCCUUUUCAAUCAACUUGGUUUUAUACGCUUAGCUGGUUUUUUGGUUUUGUUUUUAAUUAUUACUUUCUAAUUUUGAGAGAGAGUGUGGCGGGGGGGGGGGGGGAUCCCAAGCAGCCUCCACACUCAGCUCCCCGCCCGAUUCCACGACCCUGGGAUCAUGACCUGAGCCGAAAUCGCCAAGAGUCAGAUACGCGUAACCGACUGAGCCCCCCAGCUGCUUGACUUCUAAUUUGAAAAAGGGAGUUUGCAGAAAAUGAGAAACCAGCGUCACUUGGCAUGAAGGAAAAGUAAUGGUGGAAGUGUCCGGAAUAAAAACAGGAAGAUCUCACGGAAAACCACCUGGAGGGGCCUCCCCAGGGCUCAGCGAGGCAGCCUGUCGGCAGAGUGGACAUCCCACGUGGACACAGGAGGGAGGGCGGAGCCCUGUUCCGCAGGACGCUUUGCCACCACAGGAAGGAAACAAGACCUACAGACAGAAACCAGACAAAGCAAAGCCCCAGGCAAGCAGCGUGGGUUGUGUCGUGUCCUCCCCCCAGAUCCGUAUGUCGAAGUCCUGACCCUCAGACCUCAGAAGGGGACCUUAUUUGGGAAUAGGGUUGUUGCAGGUAUAGUUAGUUGGGGUGAGGUCACGCUGGAGUAGGGUGGGCCCUAAAGCAAUGACUGGCGUCCUUCUAAAAAGGGGACGUUGGGACUCGCUAGCAGGGAGAAGCCCCGCGAAGAUGGGGCCGAGAUGGGGUGAUGCUUCUACAGGCCAAGGGACGCCAAGAUUGCAGUGAUCCCCGCAGCCUUGUGAUGCUUCCUGGGCUAUGUCCUGAGUUGUGAAGAUAAAUGUUUCGGCUGCAGCAGGAAGGCGCCCCGCAGAUAUUAGGGAAACGAAACCAUGAAGAGAUGGGGUGCGCUGUGCUGGGGGGACGCGCCUAUGGACGUGGGACACGGGUUGUGUGGAUGUGCCUUGACUGCAGGUGUCCCUGGGCUGGGUGGGAGAUGGUGUUGGUGACAGGAGGAGGAGGAGGGGACGGCCUAGGAGAUGGACGCCCAGGCCCGGAGGAAGGAGUGCACGUGUCCUCGGCCCCCAGGUGACCUGUAAGGACAGAGGAUGGGGGGGGGGGGGGGGGCGUUGAGAGUGGGACAGUUUGCCUGGGUGGCUGCUGCAGGAGAUCAUGAACUGGGGGCUUAAGCCACAGGCGUCUAUCCUCCCGCCUUCUGGAGGGCAGAGCCUGCAAUCCAGGCGAGGCAGGCGGAAAGGCCCUGGCGGGGAUGAUGGGGCGGUGUGGGGGCUCAGCGUUCUCAAAUCCUGGGGGCCGGACCAUCCCAGAUCAAGGUCUCCGUGGGGCUGUGUUCCCUCUGCAAGUUCCAGGGACAGGUCCUUCCUGCCUCUCCCAGUUAAGUACUAGGACUAACCAGAAUUUAAGACAAAGUUUAACAUUUGUUUAUGUUAUUUAAAAAUAUGCUCAUUACAUUCUAAGAUUAAAAAAAUAACAUUUUUUAGAAAAA